UUGCCUUGCCCCUCAAAAUGGGAGUAGGGCAGCCAGGCAAGUCUGUAAGGGUUUACAUUUAUUUGACCUUGUCUGAUUUUGUCAACCAAGGAAAUGUUUGUGAUUUAUCCAAUUUUUCCAGCAGCAUAGCCCAUAGUCAUGCCUCUUGAUGUGUUCCUUCACUUCAGUCAAUCCUCGCAGUAAUGACAUGGAAUGAACUGCAUGUAAUCCUGCAUUAGUUCUGAGUGUGUGUCGUUCUGUAAGUAAACACUAGGGAGAGCACUUUUGCAUAGAUUCUUCACGCCGUUCUAUGGCUCAAAAGUUCAAUGCAACAUGACUCGAUCAAAUGGUUAUCAGUUAAGUUUACCUUUUUGUGGUACAUGUGAAUAUUUGGCUCUGUACAGUUUAAUUUUGCGUCUGAAUAUUACUGAAGUCCAGCUGAAAUGUAAUUUGUGCACAAAUUCAAAAGCACUCCAUUGUAGAUUCCAAGGUAAACUAUGUCAGAAGCGGUCCAACAAAAUCAGAGUUGUGUUUAAGACUCUGCACUCGAUGCCCGCUUUGUUUGUUGUGUAUAUGCUGUGCACUGCUGCAGCAAGACUAUUAAAGGAGUUUAAAUCAGAUAUCUAGUGUUUUGUAGCUCUGAAUUGAGUUGGCUUCUGUCACACGAAGAGUGGUCUUGCCCCCCGUGUCCAGUCGUGUUUGUGGCGGAUGUGGUGAUAUUGUUCAGUUAGCAACAGGAAGCCUUUGAGCGCCGCGGCGCUCUGUCUGCGCUUGAGAAGCUCGCUUUUUCACUGCAGUCUGGUGGUAUGUGGAAGGACCGCUGAAGGCUGCGACAGUUCAGGUAACCAGCGCUGACCGUUCUUCCUCCACGAAAGGGCGUGUGAACUGCUGAAUAGAGGUUCCUGGCAUAGCGGCUCAUUACCGAGGUGCUGCCUGCCAAAUCCCGUGAGCCACGUUAAAAGCCUUAAUCUUAUAAAGGGAUCAGUACAGUGAUGAAGCAGCAGGAGGUGUUCUUGGCCCUUGCCUCACUACUCCCCCUUGUGGUCAUAUUGGUAAAGUGUAUCUGCUGCUGGCCGAAAUCCAAAAUAAUAAAGGAAGAAAACACAGUUUACGAAGAGCAUUUACCUGAAGGUCGGAGAUUUACUGUAGUCAGAUCCAAAACAGUGACAAGACCCAAUCAGAUGACGAGAGAGACCCCGCCUUCACCUGCACAGGCAGCAUCCUCUUCAGAACUACGCAAUGGAGGAGCAGAUGAACAGCCAAAUUAUGAAAACAUAGUCAUCGUUGUGAAUGACAACUGUGAACCAACGUAUGUGGCUCCUAUUGGAACAUCGCCCUAUGAAAAUGAUGACGAUUAUGAAAAUGUGUUUGCCUGCAACACCAUGCAUAGAAAAAGCAGUCUGGAAUCAGUGGAAUCGCAGGAUUAUGAGAACGCGGAAUAUCUUGGUGCCUUGGCAAAAGAAAAAAAAAUGCAUGAAACUCCUCCCGACUGUGAAGAAUCAGAUUACAUCAACGCGUGUCCAGUCGCUGGAAAAGCCCAGGCUAUCCCAGCCCAUCUUGCAAGAGCACCUGGACCGAAGCCCAGUCACAGAAAAUGAGAGGGAACUCCACUAGCUCCUGAUCCAGGUGAACAAAGGGCUUCAUGUUGCCUAAUCCAUGACCACCGGACAAGAUCAAUGCGAGAAUUGGGACAACAAUGUAUUAUGUAACAGUUUGACACUUUCAGCUGUUGCAUCACAUUGUGAAACGGCUGGCGACCGGCUGGCCUGUUUCUCAACACUUCCACCCUUACCAUGCUGUUGCGCUACGCUUGUGAAGUGGGUUUGGAAUUUCACCAACCCUCACUUAAGACAGUGAAACACAUGCAGCACAGCUUCUGUCAUCUUGUUUAAUUCAAACUUCCACCCAGUUGCUCUUGGUAAUGCUGCUGGCAGAGAGAGGUUCAUGUUUUACAGACGGGGUCCCAAGACCUGCUGGGGGUGAGUCUACACUGUGGAGGAAGGAUAAAACGGACCACAAUGGAAAUCUGAAAACCUGUUUAACUAAACCAACAAAUUAAAACCCAGGUAUCCAGAGGUGAUAGGGCUGUGAAUGAAGCCACUGCACAACCUAGCCACCACAGUGUAUCCAGAAUAACCUAUAAACUAUGAAGCUGCUCCAUUAAAAUAGGAUUUUACAUAUUUUACACAAUGGGGCUAUUUAUCUUAAUACUGCAGUUCCGUCCCUGUGUUGUUUUAUACAGUUGUAUGUACGAUGUUGGCUGAGGGUGCCAUAACAUGUUUCUUUUUUUUAUUAUCAAAUGUUCUGCCAUCUGUUUUCAUAUUGUACUACAUUAAUUUUAAAAUUAGGAAAAGAAAAACUAAACAAAAAG
Messenger RNA from Acipenser ruthenus (sterlet), 2350 nucleotides. RefSeq lists its product as uncharacterized. The record is from RefSeq and is a predicted model, not a curated record. Bases 972 to 1577 code for a protein of 201 amino acids. NCBI's taxonomy places the organism in Eukaryota, Metazoa, Chordata, Actinopteri, Acipenseriformes, Acipenseridae. The transcript has 13 exons.